Gavialis gangeticus (Gharial) is the source of this 11296-nucleotide messenger RNA. It is a transcript of the gene COL7A1, whose product is annotated as collagen type VII alpha 1 chain. The record is from RefSeq and is a predicted model, not a curated record. The transcript is spliced from 119 exons. Lineage: Eukaryota; Metazoa; Chordata; Crocodylia; Gavialidae. Gene Ontology annotation, molecular function: serine-type endopeptidase inhibitor activity; protein binding. The coding region runs from base 112 to 9135 and encodes 3007 amino acids.
UUCAUGGCAGGACGCUCCUUGCAAACAGGACCCGCAGCUCCUUGGAGCAGCUCUGGCAGGCUCUGACUUUCCCGGGGCCCUGUGGAGCUAAGUGCCCGGUGGGAGGGUCCCAUGAUGAGAGGGUGGGUCCUGCUCCUCGCCAGGCUCCAAGCCGUGCUCCUGGCCUUGGCACCAGUGACAGCCCAGAAGAGGAACCAAGAGACCUGCGUCAACGUCUACGCAGCUGACAUAGUGUUCCUGGUGGACGGCUCCUCCAGCAUCGGCCGGGCCAAUUUCCGCAUGGUCCGAGCCUUCAUGGAGGACCUGGUCAGGCCCUUCAUCCAUGUGGUGGGGGAGAAGGCUGUGCGGUUCGGGGUGGUGCAGUACAGCGACGACCCCCGGGUGGAGUUCAGGUUCUCUGAUUAUUCCAACGGGACGGCAGUGAGGAAGGCCAUCCAGCAGCUGAGCUACAAGAGCGGGAACACACGCACUGGUGCCGGCCUCCGAUACGUCACCGACAACUUCUUCAGCCCUGCUCAGAUCCGGCAGAGUGUCCCAAAGGUCUGCAUCCUCAUCACGGAUGGCAAAUCCCAGGAUGAUGCUGAGCAACCAGCCACGCGGAUGAAGAAUCAGGAUGUGAAGAUCUUUGCUGUGGGGAUCAAGAAUGCGGACCGUGGGGAGCUCAUCAGGGUGGCCUCCACUCCCACUGAGGACUAUUUUUUCUAUGUCAAUGAUUUCAAGAUCCUGGGGACCCUUUUGCCCCUGGUGUCUCGUAGGGUGUGUGCCAGCACUGGAGGAGUCCUGCAGACCACAGGCCAAGAGGUGUACAGUGGCCCGACCGACCUGGUCUUUGUUGAGCAGGGCACUGACCUGCUAAAGAUCCGCUGGGCUGCAGCGGGCGGACCUGUCACGGGGUACAGAAUCCACUAUCUGCCGCUCACCAGCUUGGGGCAGCAGAUCAUGGCAGAGAUGAAGGAGAUCAACGUUGCCCCCAGGGAGACGAGUGUUGUGCUGCGCGGGCUGAGGCCAGGAACAGAGUAUCUAGUCACCAUCAUCGCCCAGUAUGCCAAUAGUAUCGGCGAAUCAGUCUCCGGCAGAGGACAAACCCAGCCCCUCCCUGGAGUGGUGAAUUUCCGAGUGGUGGAAGCUGGAUCCUCUUUCCUCCGUCUGGCUUGGGAACCUGGCCUGGGUUCCUUGCAGGGCUACAGGCUCACCUAUGGUGCUCGAGGUGAGGCUCAGGUGGAGGAGAUGAGCCUGGGGGCCAACGCUUUGUCUGCUGUACUCAGCAACCUGCGUCCCAACACUGACUACGUGGUCACCCUCUACCCCCACUACUUGCAGCAUACGGCAGCUCCAGCUGUGGCCAACGCCAGGACCUUGCAAAUGGAAGGGGUGCCAGAGUUGACAGUUCAGAACAUCUCUUGGGAUCGCAUGCUGGUGGUCUGGCGAGGCGUGAGGGGAGCUACCGGAUACCGGGUCUCCUGGAGCACUCUUUCAGGCCAGGAUGUUCGGAAAGUGGAUGUGGACACCAGCAAGAAUUCCUACCUGCUGACAGGCCUGCAGAGCAGCACGGAUUACCUAGUGCACGUCUCACCGCUCUAUGGGCAGACUGAAGGGCCCAAAGCAUCUGUGAGGAGGAGAACAGAAAUAAGCCAGACCUUGCGAGCCACUUUCCUGGGCCCAACGUCCAUCCAGUUGGUCUGGAACAUCAUCCGUCCUGCACGUGGGUACCGGCUGGAGUGGAAAAGAGUAGCAGGAGUGGAGGCCCCCCAGGUUUUGUCUUUGCCCCCCAGCGUCAACACCUAUGAGCUCAAAGGCCUUCAGCCUAAAACGGAGUACCGCAUCACCCUGUACACGCUGUUUGACACGAUGGAGGUGGCGACAGAUGUAACCACUUCUGAGAUAGAUCGGCCUCUGGUGGGCAGUGUGUCCAACCUGCGGAUCCUAGAGACGGUGGGGAGAAGGGUCCGGCUGGCCUGGCUGGGGGUCCCAGGUGCCACUGAGUACAAGAUCGUGGUACGCAACUCCCAGGAUGGCACUGAGAGGAUGAGGCGGAUCCCGGGCAGCCAGACCACAUUGGACCUUGACGACUUGAAGGAGGGUGUUGUCUACGUGGUGCGCGUGUCAGCCCUGGCUGGUAGCCAGGAGGGCAGUGCUGCCUCCCUCAGCAUCCGUCUGGACUCAUCACCAGUGGGCAGCAUCACCAACCUGCAGGUGGCAGAGGCUGGCCCUAACCAGCUGCGGAUCACAUGGCAAAGGCUCCCUGGGGCUACAGGUUACAAGCUGACUUGGCGAUCGGCUGAUGGGCAGGAGAUCUCCCGGGUGCUGUCACCCGACACGACGUCCUUCACCAUUGAAGGGCUCCAGGCCAAGACCGACUACAUCAUUGGGGUCUCGGCCCUGGUGGGCAGCAGGGAGGGCAGCCCCGUCACCAUUGUUGCUAGAACAGCUUCAGAGGAGGUGGGAAUGGUCUCCGGCCUCAGGGUCUUUGCGCCCAGGAGCAACAUUAUCCGAGUCGCCUGGGCCGGGGUGUCCGGGGCUACAGCCUACCGGGUGGUGUGGAGCCGGCAGGAUGGGGGCCCUGAGAGCAGCAAUGUGGUUUCUGGCAACACCAGCUCCUUCGACAUCCUGAACCUGGAGGGCGGCGUCACUUACAUCGUGAAGGUCACAGCACUGAUCGGCAACCGUGAGAGUAACCCUGUCUCCAUCACCGUCACCACGCCAGCGGAGGUGUCUCCACCCCAGCCCGUGGGGAACUUUCAGGCCUUUGACCCUUCAGAUCAGCGCAUCCGUCUUUCCUGGACCCCGGUGCCUGGCAGCACUGGCUACCGCCUGAGCUGGCGCCCAGUAGAUGGUGGGCCUGAGAGAAGCCAGGUGCUCCCAGCCAGCCUUGACACAUACAACAUAGAGGGCCUGCAGGCCGGAAAGCGCUACGAGAUCCGCAUUGUCAGCUUGGUGGGCAGCCAGGAGAGCAAGCCUGUGGCCAUCACAGCCAUUACUGCCUUAGGCCGAGUCACCAACUUCCAUCUGGCAGAGACCCGGGAUGAUUCUGCACUGCUAACCUGGACUCCUGCGCCCGGUGCCACUGGCUACAUCCUCACGUGGAACAGCCCCACAGAGGGAGGCGAGAUGAAAACAACUCUGCCUGGGUCAGCGACCUCCCACCAGGUGUCUGGGCUGCGGCUGGGAGGCAGGUACACCUUCAGCAUCCGGCCCAUGUAUGGUAGUGCUGUGGGUGCGGCCUCCUCCUUCAGUGAGCGCCAAGUUUGCAGGGGUGGCCGUAGCGACAUCGUCUUCCUGGUACACGGCACCCAGGACAGCGCCUUCAGUGCUGGAGCCGUUCGCGCCUUGCUUGCCAGUACUGUGUCUGCCCUGGGCCAGCUGGGGCCUGACGCCACCCAGGUGGGCCUGGUGGUUUACAGCUACCGCAGCCGCCCUUGGAUCCUGCUGAACCGCUCUAAUGACCUGAGUGCUGUGCUGGAGCAGAUCCGAAACCUGCCCUAUGAAGAGCCCAGUGGCAAUGCAAUGGGUGCAGCCAUCAACUUUGCCAGGUCAUACAUGCUGAGCCCCAGCGCGGGGCACCGACCGGACGUGCCGGCAGUGCUGGUGGUGCUGGCUGACAGCCCUUCAGGUGAUGACGUCAUUGGGCCAGCCAGGGAGGCCAAGGCUGCGGGGAUCCAGGUGCUGGCGGUGGGCAUGGAAGGCGCAGACCGGGAACAGCUGCGCCGCGUCGUCACAGAUGACAACCCCCGCUAUGUCCUCUCUGCUGCAGACUCACGGGCAGCCUCACUGGGGCUGGAGGAUGAGCUUGCCAGCUCCCUCUGCCAGAUAAUUGACAUCCCAGGGCCAAGGCCACAGCCCUGCAUGACACAGUGUCCCAAGGGUGAGAAGGGGGAGCCCGGCAACAUGGGACCGAAAGGACGCAUAGGGCUGCCUGGCCCCCCUGGAGAACCGGGGCGCAAUGGGCUCCCAGGCCCUCAGGGGCCUGCAGGACCACGGGGUGCCCCUGGCCAGGUGAUCGAGCAGCCGGGCAAGAAGGGGGAGAGGGGAUUCCCAGGAGCAGAUGGGGUGCCAGGAAGCCCUGGUCGCCCUGGCAACCCUGGUUCUCCCGGCCAGCCAGGCAGCCAAGGCACUCCAGGCUCCAGAGGGGAACCUGGACUGCGGGGCCCCGUGGGGCUUUCUGGGCCCAAGGGAGAGAAAGGCGAGCCGGGGGAGCCUGGUGUAAUCGUGGAUGGAGGAGGUGGGCUGCCUGGGCGGAAAGGAGAGCCGGGCACUCCGGGAAUCCCUGGGCCUCCCGGAAACCCUGGCCCCAGAGGAGCAUUUGGUGACCCAGGACCUUCUGGACCUCCUGGACUUCCGGGGCCAGCAGGACCUCCUGGAGACUUCGUCAAGGGGGAGAAAGGCGACCGUGGCGAACGAGGCCCCCCAGGGCUGACUGAUGGGGAAGCACCCAGAGGAGAGCCAGGUGUCCCGGGCCUGCCUGGUGACCCUGGGCCCCGGGGACCUGCAGGGCUCCCAGGACAGAAAGGAGAGAAGGGUGAUGGAGAGGAAGGUUUUCCAGGGCCGCCCGGCCGUCAAGGGGAUCCAGGAGAUCGGGGCCCGCGGGGACCACCAGGCGAGCAAGGACGGAAGGGAGACCGGGGGCUUCCAGGAGAGACUGGAGAAGCAGGGGAAAAGGGAGAUCGUGGACCCCCAGGGCCUGAAGGGGAGAAGGGGCAGCCCGGAGGUCCAGGCCGCUUGGGCCCAUCUGGCAGAGAGGGAUUGCCAGGACCAGCCGGUCCACGAGGGGAAAAGGGAGAUCCAGGAGCUCCUGGGGAACCUGGGAGGGCGGCUUCCAGCAUCUCUGGCAUCAAAGGAGAGAAGGGCGACAAAGGUCCUGCAGGACCAGAGGGCCCCCCUGGCUCCAAGGGAGACCCUGGAAAUAAAGGAGACCGCGGCCCCACUGGAUUAAGCAUCUCUGGCCCACCCGGCCCCAAAGGAGAGCAGGGGGAAAGGGGGACUGUUGGCCUCACUGGCAGGAGUGGCCCCAAGGGGGACCCAGGCGAGCCCGGUGAGAAGGGGGAGCUGGGGAGAGCAGGGUCCCCUGGGCAGCCCGGCCCACGAGGGAAGGAGGGUGAGCCUGGUGAGAAGGGCGACGAGGGGACCCCGGGUGAGUCGGGGCCUCCAGGAAAGCCAGGGGACAGAGGCGCCCGGGGCCCUCCGGGAUACCGUGGCCUCCCUGGGGAGAAGGGUGACCAAGGAGACCCAGGCGCCGAGGGCAGAAACGGCAGUCCUGGAGCACCAGGGAACAAGGGUGACCGUGGGGACCCAGGGCCACCAGGACCCCCAGGACGAGUUGUUGAUUCAGGAGUACCAGGGGGCAUUGGGGAGAAAGGCGAGAAGGGAGACCCUGGGGAUCCUGGAGAGGAUGGGAUGAAAGGUGCGAAGGGUGAGGCCGGGUUGCCUGGCCCACCUGGCCUGCCUGGAGAGAGGGGAAUCGAAGGCCCUCGAGGUCUCCCUGGCACACGGGGCGACCCUGGAGACAGAGGCUCCACGGGGGAGAAGGGAGAGCGAGGCCCCCCAGGGCUGGAUGGCCGGAAUGGGUUGGAUGGCAAACCCGGGCAGAUGGGCCCCACGGGGCUGAGGGGUGACCCUGGCAAGCAGGGGGAUCCUGGCCGAGAUGGACUGCCUGGCCUGCGGGGGGAGCAGGGCCCUCCAGGAGCUCUCGGCCCUACGGGACCACCAGGCCUGCCUGGCAAAUCUGGAGAUGACGGAAAACCUGGUCUGAAUGGGAAGAAUGGAGAAGACGGGACCCCAGGAGAAGAUGGAAGGAAGGGGGACAAGGGAGAAGCUGGUGCUCCUGGCAGAGAUGGUCGUGAGGGUGCCAAGGGUGAUCGAGGAGGCAGUGGGGCACCCGGCCCCCCAGGACCACCUGGGCUCCCUGGCAUACCAGGGCACGUUGGAUCCCCAGGCCAGGGCACACCGGGCCACCCUGGGCCUAUAGGACCGAAGGGGGACCGCGGGGACCGUGGACCCAGUGGAGAACCAGGGAAUCCUGGGACUCCUGGACCACGGGGUGACCCUGCGUCAACACUGAAUGUGGAACGGGCCCUGGAGACCUAUGGGAUUAAGCUUUCCUUACUCCGAGAGAUCCUGGGAACCUAUGAUGGGAGUAGCGGUUUGAUCCCAUCCUUCCCUGAGCCACGAAGAGGCCACAAGGGUGAUAAAGGGGAUGCAGGUGAUACGGGACCCCCAGGGAAAGAGGGCAUGAGGGGCUUCCCUGGAGAGAGAGGCCCCAAGGGGGACAGAGGAGACCAGGGUCCCUCCGGCCCCCAAGGCCCCGUGGGACGUGCCGUCGGAGACCGAGGUCCAGAGGGGCCUCCUGGCCAGCCCGGGGAGCCUGGCAAGCCUGGAAUCCCUGGGGUGCCUGGCCGGGCCGGGGAGCUCGGGGAGGCUGGCAGGCCUGGCGAGAAGGGCGAGCGGGGUGAGAGGGGCGAGCGGGGCGAGCAGGGCAGAGAUGGCCAGCCGGGUCCUCCCGGGCCCCCAGGGCCCAAGGUGGAUGUGAUAGACGGCAGUCUCUCAGGCUUUCCAGGGGAUCGUGGACCCGCUGGACCCAAGGGAACCAGGGGUGAGCCCGGUGCGGAUGGCGAGCGGGGACCCAAAGGAGAUAAGGGUGACCCUGGGCAGAAGGGAGAGAGGGGAGAGGCUGGCGAGAAAGGCUGGGAUGGCAGCCCGGGCCUUCCAGGAGAACGAGGCCUGGCAGGACCAGAAGGGAAGCCGGGUUUGCCCGGCUUCCCCGGAGUCCUGGGCCGACCGGGUAGCCAGGGAGACCCUGGGCCACCAGGCCCCUCUGGCCCCGCCGGGCUGUCAGGUGCUCAGGGCCCACCUGGAAUAAAGGGAGAUGUGGGUGAGCCUGGUGCCAGCAUCCGGGGCUUGCCUGGUCCCCAGGGCAGUGUUGGCCUCCCAGGCCCACCAGGGCCCCCUGGCCUCGUGGGACCACAGGGCAUGCCAGGACUGCCAGGACAAGUGGGGGAGAGUGGAAAGCCCGGCGUGCCAGGCAGAGAUGGUGUACCAGGGAAGGAGGGAGAGGCAGGGCUGCCAGGAAAAAUGGGCGUCCCGGGACCACCAGGCCCUGCUGGACCCAAAGGAGAGCCAGGCAACGCUGGGCCCCCAGGGCAGGCCACUGUCGGGCUUCCUGGGAUGAAGGGUGAGAAGGGUGAGCCUGGGCAGAUGGAUGGGGCCCUGCUGGGCAAACCUGGUCCCAAGGGUGAUCGAGGCUUACCUGGCCCCCGGGGUGAUACGGGGGAGCCUGGAAGAGCAGGGGAGCCUGGAGACCCUGGGGAAGAUGGAGCCAAAGGAUCACAUGGAGUCAAAGGGGAGAAGGGUUCGCCUGGGAUUGGCCUGCAGGGACCCCCUGGGCAGGACGGGCCUCCUGGCUUGAAGGGGGACACCGGUUUGCCAGGCCCACCAGGACCCCAGGGCUCACCAGGCAUUGCAGGGACCCCAGGCCAGCCUGGCCUGAGGGGAGAAAAUGGACAGCCAGGGCCCCCAGGAGCUCCAGGAGAGAGGGGUUUGAUUGGCUUUCCUGGAAGAGAUGGCACCACUGGACCACCAGGUCCCCCAGGACCCCCAGGGCUAGCUGGGACCCUGGGCACCUCAGGAGCGAAGGGGGACAAGGGAGAUGUGGGGACAGGACUGCCAGGAGCCAGAGGCGAGCGAGGAGACCCAGGGCCUCGGGGUGAAGAUGGGCGCCCAGGGCUGGAGGGCGAUCGUGGGCCUGCGGGGCUGCCUGGGAACCGAGGGGAGCGAGGUGACAAAGGAGACAUGGGACCAACAGGAUUAAAGGGAGACAAGGGUGACACCAUUGUCGUUGAGGGACCGGCGGGGGCCCGUGGCAACAAGGGCGAACCGGGAGAUCGGGGCCUGAAGGGGAACGAGGGAGAUAAAGGCAACAAAGGGGAUCAGGGCCUCCCAGGCGAGAAGGGUGUCAAGGGGCAGCAGGGCGAGAAGGGCUCCACAGGCUUCCCAGGAGCCCGGGGCCCUGAUGGGCAGAAGGGUGAAGUUGGUGAGUCAGGCGAGCCUGGAGAGCCGGGGCAGCCAGGAAAGGACGGGAUCCCUGGCACAAGAGGAGAGAAGGGCGACAUGGGACCGAUGGGAAUGCGUGGUCCUAAGGGAGAAAGGGGAAUGAAGGGAGCCUGCGGCCAGGAUGGGAGCAAGGGGGAGAAGGGGGAGUCAGGGAUGCCAGGCCGACCAGGACUGCCCGGACGGAAGGGUGAGCCGGGAGAGCUGGGCAUGUCGGGAGCCCCGGGGAUCCCUGGGAAAGAAGGCCUCAUGGGCCCCAAGGGUGACAGGGGAUUUGAUGGGCAGCAAGGAGCCAAAGGAGACCAGGGGGAGAAGGGAGACCGGGGUGCUCCAGGUAUUAUAGGUGCUUCGGGGCCUAGGGGCAGUGAUGGAGCCCCUGGGCCACCCGGCCCACCAGGGAACGUUGGACCCAAGGGCCCUGAGGGCAUUCAAGGACAGAAGGGUGAAAGAGGCCCCUCUGGGGAGUCGGUGGCUGGUGCCCGAGGAGUCCCAGGAAUUCCUGGUGAGCGAGGAGAGCAGGGGAACCCAGGCCUUGAAGGUCCUAGAGGAGAGAAGGGAGAGCCUGGCAUGAUGGAAGAAGAGAUCCGAGAGUUUGUGAGGCAGGAGAUGAGUCAGCACUGCGCCUGCGGUGGCCGUUACCCCUCUUCUGGAUCACGUCCUCUCCCCAACUAUCCAUCCACCCAACCGUUCUCGUCUGUUAAUGCUCAACUAGUGCCCGUGCUUAAGUUGUCCCACACUGAAGAGGAGGGGCAGGAAACACGAAUUGUGGUGGAUUCUGAUGACCCAGAGUAUGAGCAGAUGUACAUCGAGGACUAUGGAGAGGAUGUGGAUGCUGAGGAGACAGAGCAUCCCAUGCUGAGCGAUGCCGACCCGUGCAGCUUGCCCCUGGAUGAGGGAAACUGCAGCCGGUUCACACUGCGGUGGUACUACAACCAAAGAGUGGCUGAGUGCCGUCCCUUCAUCUACAGCGGUUGUGGCGGGAACCUCAACCGCUUCUAUGCCAAGGAGGACUGUGAUCACCAGUGCAGGCACCAUGUGGACACAGAGGUCUACCUAGCAGGUGGGAGCAUGUCAGAGAGGAAGAAGAAGCCAUGACCUGCCCUGUUUUAGUGGGGCUCUUCCUGUCUGAGUGGAACCCCACCUGCCCGUUCCAUGAAAGACUUCUUCAGGUCCUCCAGGGAGCCCGGCCGGGGCCUGCUCAGUGUCCUGGCCACAUGUGGUGCCUUGGGCCUAAGACACCCCUCACUGCUACAUCUGCUGUCUACUGUGGCACGAGGUGCCCCGGCCCGGACCAGAGACCGGUGCUAUUUUGUACUAAGUAUUUGUGUUGCUCUGGGGUUAUUUUUCUGUUCGUUCUCUUGGUUUUUAAGUUCAGGUGAAAUUUUUAUCAAAUGGCAAAAAGGGGAAGAAACAAUAUUUGUAGCUUUGUGGGGGACCAGUGCUUUUUAACUUAUUGGAGGCUGAUGACCGAUAGCACGUGAAAUGUACUAGCUGGACCAAACCCAGGCUGGCUGCUGCUGGCUCUGUGUCAGGUCACAGGCUGUGGGCCGGUGCUGGGGAAUGGAGGAGCCAGCCCGAGAGUCUCCCAGCCUGGAACGUGUUGGGCAAGGCUAAGAACGGGAAUGUGAGUGCACAAAGCCCUUUGUUUAUAGUCAAAGUUUGCCUGCCAUGAAUGCUCCAAAGGGCUAAAUGGCCUUGGUGCUUACAGGAAGCUGCCCCAUUUGGGCUCCCAGGUGCUGGAAGGAUCCUGGCAGGCGCUCCCCUCUUCACUGGCUUUCCCUCUUGUUGUGUUUCCUCUGGGGGCUCUUUCGGCAGGUCCUCUGCCUGCCCUCUGUCCUUAGCCCAACCCAAGCUCCGUAUACCAUCAGGCAGGAGAAAACGCCAGACUCUUUGGGCAGUGCCAGCUCUGCCAGAGAGGAGUCUUCACAGGUCGGACAGGACAGGUUGAGGAUCAGGCCUCUUCCAGCCCUUGUCCUAGCCAGAGCCAGAGUCCCUUUCUCUAGGUUAGAAAAGCUGCUUGCCCUUCUCAGCCUUUCUCUCCUCUGCUGCUCCAGCGCCCAUGUGGGAACACCUUACAAACAGCAAUGUCUAGGCAGCUGCAUGGCAGUGAAGGCCGCAGCUGGGCACUCCUGAGCCACAGGCCCCCUUUCCUGCCCUCUGGUUAUAGUCAAGAUGCUCCUUGGGGGUCUCAGUCAGCAUUAGCCAAAGGGAAGGUCUUGGUGGUUUUCUCAGGCCUCCAAACCCCAGUACCACAGUGGCUGUUUACACACUCCAUCUGCCACCUUGUCUGCCCACUUCCAGCCAAGCCAUUCACUGGGAGGUACAGGUGGUGGGCAGGGCCUUGAUGGGGACCCUCCCUCCCUCCUGCUUCCACCUCAUCUGGGCACUGCUGGGCACCUACCAGCAUUCAUGGGAACAUCAAGCUGCUGCCCAGCCCCUUUGUGCUCAGACCCUGCCCAGGGAGGCACCUCAGAAAUGCGUACGAUGUUACAGGCUCUGCCAGUGAGAAUCCUCCAUUUAAAGGGAGAAUGUCUGGCUGUUACUGAGACCCGGGCAUCCUGUGUGGUCAGGAGCUGGGCAGGUUUCACAAGGAGGCUUCAGUAGUUGAUUUCACCACUUGUAAGCCAUGGCUGGGAGCUCAGAGCCGGGUACGGCUGCAUUAUUCACAUGUGUUUUGCUGCUGGGUGGAACACAUGCACCUGCAGACGGGCAGCAAGGUCCCAUUCAUCAUCUUCCCCCCCCACACACCAGGUUUUCAUUUGAAGAAGUUUCACCUCAUCCUUCACCAGGAACCAGCGUUCUCUCCUGAGAGCGACAGCACUGGAAGAAACCCAGGCACAGACCAGCGAGCCCUUCAAGGCGAGUGUGGAGCUGCCUUGUAGAGGCACCUGUAACCAUGCAUGCUUUCGCCCCUGCUCUUCAACCCAGUGGUGUUGAACUGUGAGACGAGACUCAACAGGGAAACACUGAGGAUGGUGCUAAUGCUAUUGUAAGGUCUUGUCGUUGUAUGUUAUUUGAAACAGCUUUGGAAAUUUCUGUACUGCCGUGCUCCUCACCACCCUGGGUGCUGCCUCUCACCCACCAGAAGCCACCAUCUUAAUAGGUAUUUGGAAAAAGAUGGAAAAGCCAUGGUGGGGUGCAUCAGUUUGACCCCUGCCUGUCUUGCUGCACUGUGUGUAUAUCUGUAUACAGCAUAUGUAUAUGUGUAUGGAGGUGAGAGGGGUGGGAGUUUUACAAUAAAGCUGUGCUAACUGGA